GUGUGGCUUCUGAUCCUUCUGUGUGCAUCGUUGGUAGUGCUGGGAGGAUGGCUGGGCUCCACUGCCAUUGUAGGGGCUUCAGGUCAAUUGCACCUGGAACGAUUCAUUUCAAUUACCACCUGCCCUCCAUGUCCCGAGGCAGAAAGGCAUCUGGAACAGGAGAUUAACUGCACCAUCCAGAUGAUUAUCCGAGACUUCGUGCUAUCCUGGUAUCGUUCUGUGAGCCAUGAGAAGACAUUCGAGGCGGAGAUGGAGGCAUCCAUGAAAGGGUUGGUUCAGGAGCUUCGAAGGCGGAUGAGCAUAGUGGACAGCCAUGCUCUUACCCAGAGGGUUCUGACUCUCUGUGGCUGUCACCUGCAAAGCUAUAUUCAGGCGAAGGGGGCUACUGCAAAGGAGCAGAGCUGUCCAGUUGAGCCCUCCCAGCUGUGGGAUGCUUACUGCCAGGUUACAACUCCCCAUCCUGCCAUGAGCUGUCCCACCACUGAGGUCACUUACGCACGUGGCAUUGUGAAUUUGAUACUAAAAGAGUUAGUGCCCAAGCCCCACCUGGAGACUAGGACCGGACGCCAUGUUGUAGUCGAACUCAUUACUUGCAAUGUAAUCUUACCGCUGAUCAGCAAGCUAUCAGAUCCUGACUGGAUCCACCUUAUACUUGUGAGUAUCUUUUCCAAGUACAAACAGGAUGCAGCACAAGGAACUAAACCCCCCAGCUCACCCUGUGUCCUAGAGCAGCCCUCAGUGCCCACAUCUCUGCCAUUGAUGGUUGAAGUAGAGAGUCUGCCAGUAGGAAAAGCAUCUUCUCCAGUAGCAGCCCCAGUACACUUAGCCUCCAGUGAGCCAGCCCCCUCCCCAGAGAUUGAAGAAGGCCACGAAGCUGUAGAGGGAGAGUUGCCUGGGAUGCUUGAAGAGAGAAAAGUAGGGAAUAACUCAUCCCAUUUUCUACAGCCAGAUAUCCGAGGCCCCUUGUUCUUGUGUGAAGACUCAGAACUGGAGUCACCACUGUCUGAACUGGGCAAAGAAACCAUCAUGCUGAUGACCCCAGGCAACUUCCUUUCGCACAGGAUUCAGGAUGCUCUGUGUGCCCUAGACGAUUCCCAGGCUCUGGAGCCUAGGGAUGGCGAGGGGUCUGAGUGCAUGGAAGGAGCAGAAGCUGAGGAGGCUCCAGGAGCAGAAACAGAGACAGGCACGCUGGUCUCCAUGCUUAAUUGCCCAGAGAUCCAGAUUGACCCAGCAGACAAGGAGGCGGAGCAAGGAGAUGACGCGUCUCUUACAGCCUUGCUGGAAGAACCGGAAAAACCCUGUCUCCAGCGACCUUCGUGCUUAGACAAAGGUCUCGGCAGUGGUGCGUGCUCCCUUGAGCCUGCUGUGCCUCCACUGUCACUUUCUUCCUCUCCCCCUGGUCCUCUCAGCUCAGCCACCUUCAGCUUUGAGUCCCUGAGCAGUCCUGAUGGCCCAGUUGUCAUCCAGAACCUUCGAAUCACUGGCACCAUCACGGCCCGAGAGCACAGUGGGACUGGAUUCCACCCGUACACGCUGUACACCGUGAAGUAUGAGACAGCCCUCAGUGGCGAGAACAGCAGCGGCCUACAGCAGCUGGCCUAUCACACCGUAAACCGCCGCUACCGGGAGUUCUUGAAUCUGCAGACCCGCCUGGAGGAGAAACCAGAUCUACGAAAGUUUAUCAAAAACGUGAAGGGUCCAAAAAAGCUCUUUCCAGAUCUUCCAUUUGGAAACAUGGACAGUGACAGAGUAGAAGCCCGGAAGAGCCUCCUGGAGUCAUUCCUGAGGCAACUCUGUGCCAUUCCUGAGAUUGCCAACAGUGAGGAGGUGCAGGAGUUCCUCGCUCUGAACACAGAUGCUCGGAUUGCCUUUGUCAAGAAGCCGUUCAUGGUCUCUCGGAUAGACAAGAUGGUGGUGAGUGCUAUCGUGGACACCUUGAAGACAGCGUUUCCUCGCUCUGAACCCCAGAGUCCCACAGAGGAGCUGAGUGAAGCUGAGAAUGAGAGCAAGCCCCAGACAGAAGGCAAGAAGGCUAGCAAGUCCAGACUGAGGUUUUCAUCCAGUAAAAUUGCCCCCGCACUGAGUAUAGCUGAGGCACAGGACAAGAUUCUGUACUGCCUCCAGGAAGGCAAUUCGGAGUCAGAGGUCCUGUCCAUGUCUGGGAUGGAAUCUUUCAUUGAAAAGCAGACAAAGUUACUGCAAAUGCAGCCAGCGGAAGUCCCAGAUAAAGAGCCCCAGCAAGUCCCCAAAGAAUCUGUGGAUAGUGGUUUGCUGGAUAAAGCUGUGGUAUCCCAAGAGCUCAACAAGAGUGACCCAGGAACAGAGACAGAGUUAGCUGACACGGCCUUCGAUCUGAUCCUCCUGCUGUUAAUGGAGCAGUGGAAAUGGCUGUGUACCGAAAACAUGCAGAAGUUCCUCCGCCUUGUUUUUGGAACGCUAGUUCAGAGGUGGCUAGAAGUACAGGUGGCUAAUCUAACAUGUCCCCAGCGCUGGGCACAAUACCUCCGCCUUCUUCGGGAAUCUAUCUGGCCUGGUGGAGUGCUGCCCAAGUUUCCACGGCCUGGAAGGACUCAGGCACAGAAAGCAGCUACUGAGAAGCAGGCUUUGCAGAGUUUGAUGGGUCUCCUUCCAGAUUUUUUAGUAGAAAUCUUGGGGGUGCACAAGUGCCAGCUGAGCUGGAGUCUUGUCUUGGAAUCAUUCCAGCAGCCCCUCAUCAACAGACAUUUGAUUUACUGCCUUGGAGACAUUAUCCUGGAGUUCCUAGACCUCAGUGCCGCUGUUGAAGAGUGUGCCCCAACCACCUCUGCCUCAGAUUCCCCAGGCAGCCUCAAGAAGAUGGCGGUCUCCACUUAGCCAGGAGUUAUUCACACCAUCUUCAAAGACUUGAAAAGGAGAACUAUUCCACUUCCAGAGCAGCUACGAUGCCUGUGCCCUCUGGAGCUAGGCUAGCUUAGCUGGCCCCCGUCUCAGGGACUCAGCUGCCCUACCAGGCCUCCCUCAGUAGCAUGUGACAGAGCUGCAUAGCCUCCUUGCAUGUGUAGCUGUUUCCACAGUCUUUGGCGUGUGGAUUGCUGUGAGGAGGUCUUGUUUCCUUGGGAACAGAAGCUAUGAGGCAGAGGCUUUUCCUUUGCCAUCUCGCCAUCGUGGUUUGCCAACAGCAUGGCCCUACGCGUGCAUGCACUUAAUCCACAAUGUACAAGUGGUAGGUAAUACAGAAGAAAGACUGUAGCCAGAUUUCCUGGGAGGAGAAAAUGGUCUCCUGAGCUCUCUUUUCCUACCUGGAAACUAAACAUUCGUUCAGGAUCACUCCCUCACCCUGCCUAGUUUCCCAACAAUUCCAGAAGAGGGAAGGAAAGUAUGUCUCCAGGGACUUGCUAUUUUCUAACACAGAGGACUUCUAAGGGGUUUCAAGAACACUGUUUCCUUGGGUGGCUAUACUUUUCCUGUCCUUCUGGCCUCAAAGCACGAUGUCAAACUUCUGGUAAUUCCACUCCACCCUUCACACCCUUUCCUGCGAUGGGAUUACACAGCAGAUUUUCUUAACUUUCCUCCCAGUCCAUACCCAAGAGCAAAUGCGUUUUGAAUUUGUAACUUUCCCUCUAUCAACAGCAUCACAUGGCAGGUUACGUAUUUGGCCUCAGUAUUUCCAAAGAGAAGGGAAAGUACUUGUUCCAGGGCUGAGGGUGUACAAAGAAUAGAAGUCAGGGGGUCUGUGGGGAUCCUUCCACAAGACUUUGGCAAGAAUAAUAUAACAGACUUGCAGGAAACAGAUUGUAGUUUCUGUUCCUUAAAGAUUGAGUUAGUCCUUAGGAGUCCAACACUAAAAGCAGAGCGCUCUGUGUCCACUGGAAAGAAGGAACAACUGAGAGCAGUUAGAAGGAAAGGGAGUUGGAGGAGAAGUCACAAGAGAAGCUGCUGCCCGGGAAAUGCAGGGCAGCCAUAGGAGACCAUAGCCAACCCUCAGCUCAGUAGACCUGUGUAGCUCUGGCCUGGCUACACUAAACUACGGGAUCCACGUGAAUUAGGGUUAUGGAGAAAGCCGGUGAGAAUUGGGAAGGCAUCAAGAGCCAGCAUCAACACAGACUCUGAAGUAUGUGAUGAACACACAAUUAAAGUUGUUCAUAGAAAAGGGGUUGUGAGACUGUGUUACUCUCCUGCCCUGAGAGAUUCCUAACUGGACAUUGUAAUGUGACUGGGAGGCUUGCCAUGCUGUUCUUACUUAAAAGGAGAAAACAGUGAAUGAGAUAAAGUUUCAUUGCCUCUUCUGGUCUUGAAGCUUGGCUUGAUGUCUCCACAGUUCUUGAAGUAUCCCCUUCCCUAGGCCUGCAGAGACAAAGGUAAUUCAGCAUGUUGUCCUCUGAGUGCCUGCUAGGGAUAUGGUUUCCAGGGAUACCUUAGAGCUGAUCCUGUGGCUCCUGGAGUCAAGGCUACUUCUGUAUUGGUGGAAUGAGCAACCCUGAUUUCUGAAAGUCUUCUCUCCCAACGCCCACCCCUUCACAUGGCCGUAGCCACCCGUGUGCAUUUGAGUCUGCUGUCAUUUCUGGUGCACACACCCACAAACACUGUUACUAACCCAACGCACCAUGAGUUCCUGUGGCAGUGAAGUCUAAGGGGUCUUUUCAUUCCUGCAGCCCAGAGAACAUCCUUAUGUUUCAUUUUAUAUAAGAGGGUCCAUUUUACUCCUCCUGCCCUCAAAGGAUAAACUAUCCUAAAGAAAGAAAUAAUAUCAAAACCCAUCCAGCUUUGAAAAAGACCUGUGAAGUUUGAUAGCAGCUUCAGGCCACAAGAUCUCCAUCCUAUGGGAGAGAGCCACUGGCGUUAGAAUGAUGCUCCAGGCUGGAAGUGGAAAAGCAGGGAGAACUGAGCCCACAUUGGUCCACUUCAUUUCUUUCCUGUUUGGCCGUUUUAAGACUCAGUUUACUCAUUUAAGUCAGAAUAUUAAAAUCUGAAAUAAGACCAAUACCCAUUCUGUCUUGAUUGCCCAUUUGUAGAAAGAUGAGGGCUGAGUGGAUACUGAGCUCUCUCUGGCAAUUUCUAAUUGCCGUCAUUGCUGUUAAUUAUUGAAGUUCAGGAACUCUGUAUGUAAUUAUGUAAUUUUAUAUAAGUACAAUAUAUAAUAGCCCACAAUUUUUAUUUCUAAGCUUUUGGAUUAGGUUUUGUAGAACCUAGAAGGAAAACACUCUCCUAAAUCUAAGCUUAGGAAAUGUGAAAUUUUUAAAAUUAAUGGAAGUUUCUAGCAUAUAACAUGAUCUUUUGUUGUAAGGGUGCCAUGGAAUUUUCUCUAUAAACACUGUUGUACACCACAUCUCUAGAACAUUUCCCUUGUGGAUAACACUAUACUCAGUAAACAGCAAGCUCCCCUGUUCCCUGGAGGGCGGUGGUAUUUGACAGUCGCCAUUCCACAUUCUGUGUAUGUGCAUCUAUAAACUGCAAGUGAGUGGAGUUGUGUAGUGUUUGCCCUGUAACGGACUUAUUUCUCUUGGCAUUAUGGCCUCAGGUUCAUCUAUGC
Molecule: messenger RNA, 5509 nt
Organism: Rattus norvegicus (Norway rat)
Lineage: Eukaryota; Metazoa; Chordata; Mammalia; Rodentia; Muridae
Gene: Snx19
Product: sorting nexin 19
Biological process (GO): chondrocyte differentiation; dense core granule maturation; insulin secretion
Cellular component (GO): early endosome membrane; cytoplasmic vesicle membrane; cytoplasm
Molecular function (GO): phosphatidylinositol-3-phosphate binding; phosphatidylinositol binding
Source: RefSeq, marked validated